This is a messenger RNA of Penicillium nucicola, 1170 nucleotides long. RefSeq lists its product as uncharacterized. Bases 1 to 1170 code for a protein of 389 amino acids. The record is from RefSeq and is a predicted model, not a curated record. NCBI's taxonomy places the organism in Eukaryota, Fungi, Ascomycota, Eurotiomycetes, Eurotiales, Aspergillaceae. The transcript has a single exon.
AUGACUGAACCGAACAUGCGAGGCAAGGCCAAGGACGACCGGACCAACAGCAACUCCAACAAAGAAAGCAACAGCUCCAACCAACCCUCCCUCGCAUCCCGAAUCCAGUCCUCGGCAACCAACCUCGCAAAAAGCGCCUUCCAACCACCCACACCAGCAGAACUCUCCCAAUCCCUCGCAACAAGCACAGGAAACAAAGCCGGACAAUCAACCCUACAACCAACCACCAGCACCCAAAGCACCAGCAGAGCCAUCCAAACCCCAAACCGAACCCCAGACCCAGGCCCAGACCCCGAAUCCACAGCCAGAAACAACCAAGCACCCACCUUCCGGAAUAGCACCCACCAACCCAGCGGGGUCUCGCUCCCCCCAUUAACAGAAGCCGAGUUCCACGCCGCAAACCACCAACAGCUACAGCCCGAAAACGAAAACGACAACGACUCCGACCCAAACCAAAACCCAGACCUCCAAUCAACCCAAGGCCCCUGGAAGGGAAAACAACGAGCCAGCGACCCCUCCCAAGCCCAAUACGAAACAGUCUGGCAGCGCAAUCCACCCGCUCAAUACCCCCAGCAACAACACCCACCAGACACCUACACACCGCAGCCAGCAGACGGCGCAGCAGUCCUAUCCCUCCUGUCCGACCCAUCCUUCGACCCAAACACAGACCCUGACCCCGCGACCCUACCAGCGGAACACCCCUCUCUGGACAGCUACGCGGCCCCGGCGCCGCUCUCGCGCGGCGAGAUUGACGCCAUCGAGUCGUUCCGGCGGGGCGUGAGUGGUGCGAUGCGGUCUGAGCUAGAGCGUGGCCAGGAGGAGGAGAGACGGAUGCAGAGAGGAGGGAGUGGGAAUGGGAGUGGGAGUCUUUCAGGGUCGAGUCUCGUCCCCGAUAUUGAUACGUUCCUCAUGGAGAAUGAGCAUGGCGUUGGUUCCGGAGUUAGGUCUGGAUCUGGGAGUUCCCUGCGUGAUACUGUCGCGAUGUAUCUCCCCGGCGCGACUGACUGGAUGGAUGUGCAGGAGAGGUAUGUUGAUGAUGUGUGGGGGUAUUUGGAGCCGGUGCUUGAGGCUGCGAAGGAGGAGAUUGAGGGGAGUGCAAAUGCAGAUGGGGAUGGGGAUGGACCGGCUGUUAGACGGCUGAAGAUGGUGUUGAUGCAUAUGAAGGGGUAG